Molecule: messenger RNA, 578 nt
Organism: Arabidopsis lyrata subsp. lyrata
Lineage: Eukaryota; Viridiplantae; Streptophyta; Magnoliopsida; Brassicales; Brassicaceae
Product: S-protein homolog 8
Exons: 2
Coding region: 42-467 (141 amino acids)
Source: RefSeq, a predicted model, not a curated record
AAGUCAUGUAAAAGACAAAAACAUAUAGAAAGAAAAAAACAAUGAUAGGAAAAAUUAUAAUAUAUUGCCUCUUGUUCGCCUUUUCAAUCCAAAGAACAGACUCUAUUCUUGUAUUUAGACGUUUUAACAUUGAAAUUUCAAAUCAUCUUGAGGGUAACAAACAACUUAUGGUCCAAUGUAGAUCUGGUGAGCAAUCGACCAAGGUUGUUUUUCUUGCAUUCAGUGGUGUGUUCAAAGUUCGUAUAAUACUUGAUUUUAAGACAUUGGUAUGGUGCAACUUAUGGAAGGGACCUGAUUUCAAGCAACAUGUGAGUUUUGACGCAUUUGUUGGGAAAGAGAGUUUUAUACAUGAUGUAUGUGGGAGUAUGAAGCCUAACGUAUGUUUCUGGCAAGCGCAAGACGAUGGAAUAUGGGUACGUAAUAAUCCAACCGGUGAUCUCAAGUUAAUGUAUAAAUGGAAUACAUAAACAAACCAAAUAUUAGCUCUUUCAUUUGUCUUUGUUAAAAAUAUUGUUACUUCUUUUUCUGAGAUCUCAUAAAACAGAUCACUUUUAAAACUUUUCUCCUAUUAUGACUAA